GGUAUAGUGGGUAAUGGGGUUCAGCAGUUAAAGGGUUAAUAUGCAGACACAUGGUAGGGUAGUGUGUGCGGGAAACUCAGCCAUGGAAGGGUUAAUGUUGUAGCCUUAGGUAGGGCAGAGAUUGCAGAGGGUGAUUCACAGUUUCACCCUCCCUAAUGCUGUGCGGUUAAUGUUUGACAAGUUCCAGCGACUGGCUUGGUCUACUACUGAUCCUCCGGUUUUCUGAAUUCAAGGAGUGAAGGGGAGUGACCGGAUCUCGUAGGAACACGUUGGAGAGACUAGGUCUGGUUCUGAUUGAUCCUCAAGGAAAGCUCUGGGCUUCCUGUCUCCCAGGAGAAAAGGAGUGAAAGACGAGUAACUGUGUGGUUCCAAUUGAUCCUCAAGCAAAUUUCUAGACGUCCUAUCUCCCAGGAGUGCAGAGAAGAGACUGUUUCUGAUACAUACCCAAGCACAUUGGAUUUUUUUCCCUGCAUGAGCAGUUGCAAACCAAUACAAUAGAUAUUCCCACAGUAAGACAAUGGUAUGCCCUUACUCCCAGCCCAAAUUGCCCCUAAAAUUUCUUGGCCCAGCUGAACUCUGUUUGGAAAGAGGACGAUUUUGACUGGUACUCAAGCAAAUCCCUGCUCUGCUACACAUUUGACUAUAAGCUCACACUCUAGUUAGCAUCCAGAUGGUAAUUAUAGCCUAAUACAGGGAAAGCAACCCCAUACAGAUUCAAGAUGGACGUGACAGAAACAGAUCCUUGUGAUCUUAUUGACCACUCUCAUGUGCCAGAUUUUGAGGUCAGAUUGGCUGUGAAGAUCACUCUAACAGUCCUGUAUGCAUUCAUUCUGCUGGCUGGAGUUCUAGGGAACAGUCUCACCAUCAAGACCAGCAAGGUCCUGCGGGAUAAGGGCUAUCUGCAGAAGGGAGUGACCGAUCACAUGAUCAGCUUGGCCUGCUCAGAUCUAUUGGUCCUACUGUUGGGGAUGCCAGUGGAGCUUUACUCAGUCAUCUGGUUCCCCUUGUCCUCUAACUAUGGGAACAUCACCUGCAAAAUCUACUGCUUUCUCUUUGAGGCCUGCAGCUAUGCCACCAUCUUCCAUGUGGCCACCCUGAGCUUUGAAAGAUUUGUGGCCAUCUGUUAUCCCUUCCGCUUUAAAGUGAUCUCAGGCUCUCGGGUGGUAAAGCUGAUGAUUGGCUUUGCCUGGAUCACAUCACUCUGUGUUGCUUUGCCUCUGAUAUUUGCUAUGGGGGCAGAGUAUCCCCUGAAUCCGUCAGAGGGCCACAAGAGACACCGUAUCUGCAAUCAGACUGCCCUUCACACCCCCAGGCAAAAUGCGACCCUGUGCACCAAUCUGUCUAACCGUUGGGUGGUUUUCCAGUCUAGCAUGUUCAGUAGCUUCAUUAUCUACAUCCUGGUGCUGUGCUCAGUGGCCUUCAUGUGCCGCAAAAUGAUGCUUACCAUUAUGGCCACACAAAAAGGGACUGUGGUUGUCAGGGGCAAGAACAAAACUAGCAUGGCCAGUGAAAUGACUAAAAGCAGCAGUCCGGAGGCCCAGACAGCCAGGAAGCAAACCAUUGUGUUUCUGGGUCUCAUUGUCGGGACACUUGCCCUCUGCUGGAUGCCUAACCAAGUCCUCCGCAUCAUGGCAGCCAGCACUCCAAAAUACGAAUGGUCUGUCAAGUACUUCCACAUCUACAUGACACUACUCCCUGUAGCAGAUACCUUCUUCUACCUGAGCUCUGUGGUCAACCCCCUUUUAUAUAACAUCUCUUCUAAGCAGUUCCGAGCCGUCUUCCUACAAGUCCUGCGUUGCCACCUCACCAUUGAACAUGUCAACAAGGAAAGGCUUCUGAGAGCCCAGCAAAUCUCAGCCAAGAACAACGCCAGCUCAAAGCGCCCCCUCAUCCUCAUGUCUAUAAGAGGGAGCCUCUCUGGAAGGAAGACUAAAGAAAAGACAUUUAAUAAUUUCCAAGCUGCCGGUGCCUCUGACAUGCCACUAAGUAGCCAGGAAGCCAGUUGGACAGAAAAGGAAAUGAAGGUAGAAAGUAGCGGCAGUAAAACAUCAAGACCAAAUGGUCUGUGUGAAAGUGAAAUCUGAGCUCAAAUAAUACCAAUAAAAUACACAGGGAACCAUAAUGCAAGAGAAGAGCAGAAUCAUCAGUUUGUGAUGUGCUUGUUUAAUAUG
This is a messenger RNA of Xenopus laevis (African clawed frog), 2171 nucleotides long. RefSeq names its product G-protein coupled receptor 39 (gene gpr39.L). The coding region runs from base 720 to 2084 and encodes 454 amino acids. The transcript has 3 exons. The record is from RefSeq and is a predicted model, not a curated record. Lineage: Eukaryota; Metazoa; Chordata; Amphibia; Anura; Pipidae.